CUUCUAAAAACCUAACUUGGCAUGCGAAUGAAAGGAGGAAGGAUGAGUUUAUGCGCCAUCCGGCUGAUGCCCCCACUUGCAGAUAAUGGCACCUUCGACUCGAAAAGCUUCCUCUCAAGCACUAGCAAUGGCAAAAAGAAUGAGGGAAAUCCAGCUGAGAAGGACAAGCAAAUCUACUAAUACUAAGCAAUCAAAUGGAUCAUCAUCAAGGGGAACAAAGGCUUCAAAAAAAACUGCAUCAAAGUUGUCAGUGAAACGACGAAGUAAAUCUUCAACAAUUGUGAGAAGAGCAGGACUAAGAUUGCUUAAACGAGGCUGUGUAACAAUGUGUCGCAUUGUUAGGCGGAAAAUUGUUGGAAAGAGAAUGACGGUACAGUUUAACCAGAAAGGGCAACCCAUAGGAAAAGCCGGAAAAGAGAUGCAGUCAUAUAUUGGAGUUUUAGCUCGCAAGAAGAUUCCAAUCUCGAUACCAUCAUGGAAAGAUGUGUUAAUGGAAGACAAAAACAAAAUAUGGGAAAGCAUAAAGUUGGCAUUUUUGUUGUAUCCAGAGCAUAAACAGAUGGUGUUAACCUCAGCAGGAGCAAAAUGGAGAGAAUUCAAGAGCCAUUUGACCACCCGCUACAUUCUCCCAUAUAGAGAUAACCCAGAAGCAAUCGACUCUCGUCCGGAAGACUAUCUUUUCAUUAAUCAACUUGACUGGGAGAUUUUUGUAAAAGAUAGGCUAUCUGACAAAUUCUUGGAACUGCAUGAGAAACAAAAAGGAAAAAGGGCUUUAAAUAAGUAUCCUCAUCGGAUGUCGCGUAAAGGAUAUGCUGGAUUGGAGGAAGAAUUGUCUGCAACAAUGGAAGAAUCUUCUCUUGAUCGUGCAACGAUGUGGAUCAAAGCACGUCAAGAUAAGAAUGGUAGUUUUAAAUAUCCUUCAAUAGAGGAGAAGGCACAAAAAAUUGCUGAUUUGAAGAAAAAAGAGGCUAAGGGAGAGUUAAGCACUUGUGGUGCAGUUGAUGUGCUGACUUUGGCAUUGGGGAAUCCAGAACAUGCUGGAAAAAUAAGAGGAGUAGGAGCAAAUGUGAAGCAAGCUACAUACUUUCACCUCCCUAAACGCCGAAAGGAAAGUGUUGAAGCAACUGUGAGGUUGAGCGUUCAAAAGAUAAUGGAACAAGAGAGGGAGAAAAUAUUGGCAGAAGAACGGGCUAUUUGGGAGGAGAGGCUUAGGAAGAUAGAAACAAAGAUCAACGGGAAGGAUGAAGAAACUGAUUCCCCCAAAGUUUCCACUGUUGACAAGCAAGUUGCUUCUGGACAAGGAAGUUGUUCAAAUCUGCUAGAGAAGAGUGUCAAGUGUAAUGAAAACUUGAUUAAUAUUAAUGUCAGAAAAUCUUUGAAUUUAGAGCAUGUGGAGCAUGUUCAGCAUGUUGAGGGUUAUGGGAAAGAUGUGAAUACUGUUGAUGCAGUCAACUUGAAAGCAGAAGAGAAGAAUGAGCAAAAUGUAGAAGUACCAGUGGUUGAAGAUUUGGAGAUCCAAAAUGGUGAAUGUCAGGCACAGCCAAUUGGGAAACAGUGUGAAUUGGCUUUAGGUUCAAUUCAUAAUGUUGUAGCAGUUGCAACAAUUGUAGAAGUCAAUGAGGAGUGCAAAAGCCAGCUGAUCCAUGGUGUUCCGUUGGGUGAGGGGAACAUGCGUGUGUCAAUUCUACGCUCUGUAGUGGAUUCAGCUUUGCUUCCAUUCCCAAUCAAAGAUGAAAUCUUGACUGUUCGUGAUGCUAUUGGGACAUAUGUAGCUUGGCCUAAAGAGUUGAUAAUUUUUCCGACAGAUAAGAUGGCAGCAAAGAGUAAAACAAUGAAGAAGAGAAAAAUGGCAGAAGAAAAUGAUGAUGAUGAGGAGGAGGAAGAUCUGGACAUUGAUAAUAUGCCACCUACCAUCCCUGCAACCCUUAAAAUGGUAUGCAUGUGGGUCAAAGAAACGCUUAAAAAUGGGAAGACCAUUGUCUGCAGCUUUGAUGAGAAGAUUUUCGGACAUCCGUUCAAAACUUUUGUUACUAAGAAGGAUGUUUAUAACUUUGCCACUAUGAAUGAAGUAUCGGGUAGCUGCGUAUCCAUCUAUAUGAGCUACCUGCAUGGUGUGUUGAAAAAAUCAAAGAUGGUUGAUAUGGUCGGAUUUGUUAGCCCCACAGAUAUUGGCACCAUUGGCUGUGGCAGUCCAAUCGAGCGUUCCCGUGCAAUAGCUGAUAGGAUGAAAAAAGGAAAGCGUCGCCAGAUUUUCUUCUUGCCAUAUAACUCAAGUUGUCAUUGGAUGCUGACUGUGAUAAACGUUGAAGAAGACACUGUCUACUUCAUGGAUCCAUUAAAGAGAAGAUUGAUUACCGGAGAGUGGAAGAACAUUGUGGACAACGGCAUCAAAAUAUAUAAUGCUCAUGUCAAAAGGCAAGGUCGAAAAACAAUUACCUGGAAAAACUGUGCGGGUAUUCCGGAGCAACAUACUGCUAAAGACUGUGGCUAUUUCAUAAUGAGAUACAUGAAGGACAUAGCGGAGGAUAAGAACUUAGAUUUUUUCAGCAAGUGGGAGAGAAGAGGGAAGGCAACAUAUACGCAGCAGCAUAUUGAUGCAGUCAGAACAGAGUGGGCAAAAUUUGUUGUUAAAACAUAUAUGUAACCAGUAUCGCAUCUAGCUGGUUAGCACUUGGAUUUAGGGACUUAUUUUGGUAACCUUGAUAUAUGAUACAUUUGCACUUUUGUAAAUUUGUUGGAUAUGGCAAUGUAUGAAACAGAUGGCAGUAAUCUAUGACAAUGUGGUAUUUUGGAUA
This is a messenger RNA of Rosa rugosa (rugosa rose), 2795 nucleotides long. RefSeq lists its product as uncharacterized. The transcript is spliced from 13 exons. Lineage: Eukaryota; Viridiplantae; Streptophyta; Magnoliopsida; Rosales; Rosaceae. Gene Ontology annotation, biological process: proteolysis. Gene Ontology annotation, molecular function: cysteine-type peptidase activity. The record is from RefSeq and is a predicted model, not a curated record. The coding region runs from base 86 to 2644 and encodes 852 amino acids.